This is a messenger RNA of Sphaeramia orbicularis (orbiculate cardinalfish), 1345 nucleotides long. Its product is annotated as apolipoprotein A-I-like. Gene Ontology annotation, molecular function: cholesterol transfer activity; phosphatidylcholine-sterol O-acyltransferase activator activity; phospholipid binding. The record is from RefSeq and is a predicted model, not a curated record. Gene Ontology annotation, biological process: phospholipid efflux; cholesterol efflux; acylglycerol homeostasis. The transcript has 3 exons. Bases 101 to 886 code for a protein of 261 amino acids. Lineage: Eukaryota; Metazoa; Chordata; Actinopteri; Kurtiformes; Apogonidae. Gene Ontology annotation, cellular component: low-density lipoprotein particle; chylomicron; high-density lipoprotein particle.
CAGGUUUACAUUUGUAAAUUUGCAAUAAAUUUGUUUUAUGAAUACAGAGUAUGUUUAUAGUAAAAUAACAUCACCGCCUCUUUUACUUUAGACCACCACCAUGAAAUUUGUGGCCCUUGCACUUGCUCUCCUCCUGGCUGUUGGCUCUCAGGCUGCUUCACUGCAGUCUGAUCCACUUGUCGCGCUGCAAAAUGCUAGGGCUGUUGCACAGGUUCACAUAAACAAUGCGAAGGAAGGCAUACAUCGUGUCAUUGGACAUCUGGAUGGCACUGAAUACGCUGACAUUAAGGCAACUUUGACUGCUGCCGUGGACAACAUGUUUAACAAUCUUCAGUCAUUCCAGCAAAGUGCUGCACCCAUGACUGACAGCGUCGUCAGCACCAUCGCUGAUGCCACCGCUGAAAUGCGCGCCGGUAUUGAGAAGGAUAUUGAAGAUCUGAAGGAAACUAUUCAAGCCAACAGGCUGCGUGAAAUCCUUGAAAGCCACAUAAAUGACUACCAGACCAUGCUUAUGCCCCUGAUGCAGGAAUUGCAAGCGAGGCGUCAGGCAGAAAUGGAAGCCAUGAGUGACAAAAUCCAGGAGGCUAGAAAUUCACUGCGUGAAAAGUUUAACACCAAUUUGGAGGAGACCAAGAAUGCACUGUUACCCGUCAUUGAUCAACUGAAGGAAAAGCUUGGAAAGCACGUGGAGAUGGUGAAGACACAGGCUGGGCCAUACGUCAAUGAAUACGCUGAACAAAUGCAGGCGGCCGUCAACCAGGCACGGGGUGUAAGCGCAGCUGACGUAACAGCACUGAGAGAGAAGAUCAUGCCUCUUGGUGAAGAGAUUAUGGCUAAACUCAGGGAAAUUGCGCAGACCGUAGUUGCCUCGGUUAAUCAGAGCUAAACCUCGCUACCCUGCUGCUACAACUUCAGUCACCCACUUUCUUGUUCUUAGUCUAUUCCACCUUUCUCCCUGUUUUGUCUUUCCUCACACACAUUCAGCCCACCACCACAGAUGAAGCCAAAGCCUCACUAAAACAGUCUGGCAGUACUCUCUCUCUCUCUCUCUCUCUCUCUCUCUCUCUCUCUCUCUCUCUCUCUCUCUUUCCCCCAGUGCAAACACCUUACGUUAUGCACUCAAGCUCAAGCACAUGCAAGCAAAGACAUACACAGACACAUACAGCACACAAAGGCUUUAAACUUUGUCAGCCAUGGACAAGUCCUGUCUGUAUUUUGUGGUGAAACUGUAUGUGCAUUUUCUAAAGUGCCUGAACCUCUGUGUAAUGAUGCUUGUCUGAUGAAACCUGUGCUUUGAUGAAAUACAGCUCAAUAAACAUGUAACUGUUUAUACGACGUUGACACA